AUGUGUGGCAUUGGACUGGUGCUUACUGCUCUCGAUUCUACACAUUCUACGUCCGUUACGACUUUAUCAUCUACAGCUUCAGACGGUCACCUGUACGGUAAAUCUCAAAGCCCUUUGUCCGAAUUCAAUCAUAACUUUGAGCAAAGAUUAUGUCAACGAGGUCCCGAUUCCUACCACAAGAGGAUUCAUCACAUUGUAUCAAGGUCUACGACAGAUAAGGGAUUGAUACUUGCAUUGCAUAGUGCAGUGUUACAUCUUCGAGGAAAUGACUUGAUUCCUCAACCUAUUGAGGAUUCUGAUCAGAAUGUCCUUUGCUGGAAUGGUGAAAUUUUUGAAAUGGGUGGACGAGAUUUCCCGUUAACCGAUGCCACCGACAAAGAAGAAGACGUUGACGAUGAGAAUGACGUUUUAGUUCAUGGGAGUGACACAGUCUUCAUAUCGAACAUGUUGCAAUUAGCAGGACGGCAUGUCACGACAAAAGAAGCUCGUGAUCCGGUCGUAGAAGUACUGCGUCGAGUGCGUGGACCUUUUGCAGUUAUGUGGCUUCAUGUCCGUACCAAAAGAGUGUACUUUGCUCACGAUAGAUUUGGACGUAGAAGUCUGCUAUACAAGACGUGGGGCACUGAUUCUUCUGGUGAUAUGAUUGCAGAAUUAGCAGGGACAGAGACAACUUCAAAGGAGUUUUUGCAAAGUGGCAUGACUCGCUUCGUGCUGACCAAUGUGGCGAUUGGAGACAAUGAUCAAGAUUUGAUGCAGUAUCAAGAACUCCCGGCGUCAGGUAUUUAUGUGCUGGAUCUGCGUGCGUGCUGUGAGGCACUGACGAAAGAUACUUUGCCGUCAUACAGAAUGGAAUUCCAUCCGUAUGCACCGCUAGUAUCCAACUUGCCAUUAGCCAUUUCAAAGACUGAAGCUUCAAAUGACCUUUUCGAUCGGUUUGGAUGUAAACUUCCUUGUCCAGGAAUCACGACGGAGACCAUCGACUUGGCGACGAAGAUGUUGGAAUGUUCAGCACGGGCAUUGCUGGUAGCGCUUAGCAAUGCUGUUGGUAUACGUGUGCGAUCAAUUCCGGUGCGUUCUUCAAUUCAUGAGCUCAGUUCUACCGCUCGGGUCGCUGUGCUCUUUUCAGGAGGGUUGGACUCGGUCGUACUUGCGGCUCUCACGCAUUUUCAUGCUCCUGCGAUCGAACCUGUUGAUCUCUUGACUGUUUGUUUCGAUGAGAGCUCGAAUUAUGCAUCACCUGACCGUCUUGCCGCCGAGCUAGCUCAUGCUGAGCUCUGCUCGUUAUUCCCAGAGCGUCAAUGGAAUCUCAUUAAGGUAAACGUACCCCAUGUCGAGCUGUCUGGAGAGCAACGUGAAAUUCAAACGCUCAUGGCCCCUUGCGAUACGCACAUGGAUUUCAAUAUCGGUGCUGCCUUCUGGUUUCUGGCGCGUGGACGUGGUGUGCUGACAGAAUCCACUCAAGCAUCAGAAAUGGCGACGUUGGAGGAGCUGAAUGCGUUCCUCAAGCCUCAUCAAGCCGAUCUGUCGAAGCUAGAGGCAAAAGUGGCAGCGUUUUCAUUUUUUGACGACCAGAGUGCGAAUGGUAGCGAACUGUUAUGUCCGGUACUUUCUUGUGGGCGGAAGCGAAAGCAUGGCUGUGUUUUGCAAGUUUGCAAGACUUGCUGCUUUAGAAUUCAGCGGGAAGUGAACAGGCUUAUCCCACUUGAGAACCAACACGGCGAACAGCGUGAGGUCUCGUUUUCGCGUGCUAAAUUGCUGUCCAUGGGUGUAUCUGAAGCUCAGCUUGAACGCUUGUUAGGUCUUGCAAACCAGCAAGAUGAAGCAUCGAACAAAUCGCCAGUCCAACAACAUUUCAGCUGUUGCGUGCACCGGCCAAAGCAAACGGCAUUACCCAUACUCUCUAACUCGACUUCGGCGUUUUCACAAAGUGAUUGUACAUCCUCACCAUCGUCUCACUACGAAACACCUGCACGAGUAGUGCUCGUAGGCAUUGGCGCUGAUGAGCAGUUGGCAGGGUACGGACGUCAUCGCACCACACUGAUGAAUGGAGGGGAACAAGCUCUGCGGGCUGAGCUGCAAAUGGAUUUAGCUCGGAUUUGGAAACGCAACCUUGGGCGUGACGACCGCUGCAUUGCAGCUCAUGGUCGAGAAGCGCGUUUUCCGUAUCUUGAUGAGACUGUAGUAGCUACCAUAUCAACUUUUCCCGUUUCUAGUCUUUGCGAUGCAAAUCUACCUCGUGGUGUCGGUGAUAAGCGCGUCCUACGACUCGUCGCCAAUACUCUCGGACUUAGAAAUUGUGCUCUUCUUGCAAAACGGGCAAUACAAUUUGGAUCACGAAUUGCAAAAGUUUCCAACACUGGUAGCAAUCGUCAAACCCAUGGAAACAAACAAUUUUUGAGCACGAUACCACGAAAUUCAACAACACCAUCAGGAAAACGACUACAUCAAUAA
Messenger RNA from Peronospora belbahrii, 2451 nucleotides. The record is from the annotation of a GenBank genome assembly. NCBI's taxonomy places the organism in Eukaryota, Oomycota, Peronosporomycetes, Peronosporales, Peronosporaceae.